This is a messenger RNA of Capra hircus (goat), 2107 nucleotides long. It is a transcript of the gene CCM2, whose product is annotated as CCM2 scaffolding protein. The transcript is spliced from 14 exons. Bases 444 to 1874 code for a protein of 476 amino acids. The record is from RefSeq and is a predicted model, not a curated record. NCBI's taxonomy places the organism in Eukaryota, Metazoa, Chordata, Mammalia, Artiodactyla, Bovidae. Gene Ontology annotation, biological process: vasculogenesis; heart development.
CCUGGCGGCCACGGGUGGAGACUGCGGCCGGGCGAGCGGCGCAGGACCGGCGGUGGCCGCGGGGCCAGGGCGAGCAUGUAGCGGCAGCGGGCGGCGCGGCGCUCCCGGGACGGGCCAGGCCGCGGGGGCCGCUCGCGGAGACAUGGAGGAAGAGGGCAAGAAGGGCAAGAAGGGCGCGCGGGGGAGGAAGGAGCCACGCCUUUCCGCCCCUUCCGGUCAGUGACUCUCCCCCAAACCUAGGCUCUCCACAUGGCCUUCCCGGCGGAGCCAGCUGUGUCCUUCAGUUGAGGAUUACUCAUCACAAGGGGCCCCAUUUCAAAAGGACAGGACUCAUCGAGCUGCCAGAGAACCAGUAGACCAGAGUGGAUUUCAUAUAAAGUGCGCAGAGGGAGGGCGAACAUCUGACCAUAUUUUUCAACCAAAUCAGAAGUGAACAGAGGAGAAUGCACAGUAACUGUCGGCAGAGGGGGAGGAACCAGAAUUCCUCCAGAGAAAUUCCUCCUCAGACAGACUUUCCGACAGGGUAUCCCAUGGAGAACGAGCCUGGAAUUGUGUCGCCGUUUAAACGAGUAUUCCUAAAAGGUGAAAAGAGUAGAGAUAAGAAAGCCCAUGAGAAGGUGACAGAGAGGCGCCCUCUGCACACUGUGGUGCUGUCCCUGCCCGAGCGCGUCGAGCCCGACAGACUGCUGAGCGACUAUAUCGAGAAGGAGGUGAAGUAUUUAGGUCAGUUAACGUCCAUACCAGGAUACCUGAAUCCUUCCAGUAGGACCGAAAUCCUGCAUUUCAUAGACAAUGCAAAGAGAGCCCACCAGCUCCCCGGACACCUGACCCAGGAGCAUGACGCUGUGAUCAGUCUGUCUGCCUACAACGUCAAGCUGGCCUGGAGGGACGGGGAGGACACCAUCCUCAGGGUCCCCAUCCAUGACAUUGCCGCCGUGUCCUACGUGCGAGAUGACGCCUCACACCUGGUGGUCCUGAAGACAGCCCAGGACCCCGGCAUCUCCCCCAGCCAGAGUUUGUGUGCAGAAAGUUCCCGAGGCCUUACCACAGGCUCCCUGUCGGAGAGUGGAGUGGGGCCUGUGGAGGCAUGCUGCCUGGUGAUCCUGGCCGCGGAGAGCAAGGUCGCCGCGGAAGAGCUGUGCUCCCUGCUUGGCCAGGUCUUCCAGAUCGUGUACACAGAGUCCACCAUUGACUUCCUGGACAGAGCCAUAUUUGAUGGGGCCUCGACACCCACCCACCACCUGUCCCUUCACAGUGAUGACUCUUCCACAAAGGUGGACAUGAAGGAGCCAUAUGAGACGGAAGCCAGCACUUUCUCCUUCCCCGAGUGUGCACAUGCAGGCGGCGUCUCGCCCUUGUCCUUCUGCAUGCAGACGGCACCCCACGCCAAGACGGUCAGCGAGAGUGAGCUGAGCGCCACGGCUGCGGAGCUGCUGCAGGACUACAUGCUCACGCUGCGCACCAAGCUGUCAUCGCAGGAGAUCCAGCAGUUUGCAGCACUGCUGCACGAGUACCGUGACGGCGCCUCAGUGCACGAGUUCUGCAUCAACCUGCGGCAGCUCUAUGGGGACAGCCGCAAGUUCCUGCUGCUCGGUCUGCGGCCCUUCAUCCCUGAGAAAGACAGCCAGCACUUCGAGAACUUCUUGGAGACCAUUGGGGUGAAGGAUGGCCGUGGGAUCAUCACGGACAGCUUCGGCAGGUACCGCCGGGCCACGAGCUCCACCUCCACCUCCACCUCCAACGGGAACAGGGCCGCGGGCAGCUCUGACGACCAGUCCGCGCCCUCGGAGGGGGAUGAGUGGGACCGCAUGAUCUCGGACAUCAGCAAUGACAUCGAGGCGCUGGGCUGCAGCAUGGAUCAGGACUCGGCCUGAUGGCGCCGGGGCCCCUGCCAGUCGCCCUCCUGGGCCCUGGACAUAGGUGGCUCUACUGUGAAGGAGGCACCCCCGUGCCGGGGCAGAAGUCAAGCUGCACCCACCUGCAUGCCACCCUGCCUCGGGAGGGGGUCCUGUCAGCCAGACCCUGGACAGCUGUCAUUUUGCACACGACGUUUCUAUUGAAACUCUCAGAGACCUUAAAAGGAGUUUACUGCAAUGUGAAUAAUUUA